AUGAAUGUAGCAACCGCAAAGGGGACUCUACUGCCAUCAAAUUGUACAAUCUCCAGUGAUCUGACACAGCUGAAUGAAGUUGAUUCUCAUUUAUCAAAAUUAUAUGAUGAUGAGCUUUCACCUACUCUUGUUCAAUUCGAACAACUUCUAAAUAAUCUUAAUACUAACAGUAGCAAUAACAACAACAGAAACCAGUUGUAUCAAAUAUUACUAAAUCAAUAUGAACUAUUACAAAAAAAUCCCGAAACUCUAAUUUAUUUCAUUCAUACAAUACUUAUUAAUAUUCUUCGACAAGAUAUAACAAAAUGGGAACAUAUUGAAUUGACAAAAUUUAUGAACGAUUUUUAUAAUUUAACAAAUAGAUUUACCCCCACCAAAAUAUUUUAUAAUCAUUUCGUUCAUCGAACAACAUUUAAUAUGUUCAUUCAACUACUUAAUUGUUCAUCUAUACUUGAUUAUUUACAAAAUCAAAUGAAGAAUAAUCUAUGUCAAAAAACUUUAUGGACCAUUUUGGUUAUAAGUAAAAGAGCAUGUGCUGCUGGAGCAAUAAUUAAUACAACAGAUUUGCAACCAUUGAAUAUUGUCUUUGAAUCGUUCAUUACUAAUAUUAAUCAACAAUUUGAUACAGAUGAUAAAGUUACUAAUUUAGAAAUUGAUUUAAUAUGUGGUUUACUAUGGAAUCUUGUUGAUAGAACCGAUCUCAUACCGUUUUUUGUUAUUACUGGUUAUCCACAAGCGAUUCUUAACUGGCUAAAUCGUUCAUAUUUGAAAAAAUAUUUUCAUCGUCCAUUCAUUAGUCUUGUACAUAAUAUUGCUCGACAUGAUAUUGGUGCUCAAGUGUUGAAUGAUAAUGCAGUUUUUAACGUUCUAGAAUCUUAUAAAAUUCACGUAUUAGAUAAAUUAACAAUAAAUGAAGCGCAACUUCUUAAAAUAAAUUUACUCUAUUCAAUGACUACUGCUCUUCUACUGGAACCUGAUCAGAUUAAAAAAGGGGCUAACACAACGAAUAAUAUUCUUGAUUUUCUAUUGAAAUUAAUUAUACAAUCAUCACAAGCAAAUGAGUUAAGAUAUCAAGCAUUUCAUAUAUCAGAAUUUUUAAUUGUAUUAACAAAAUUAUUUGUUAAUGAUGAUGUUGUCGAUUAUGUUUUUAAACAAUCUGAUCAAAAAUUAACUGUACAGUAUUUUUGUGAUCUUCUCAUUCGCUUCGAACAUGUUACAGACGUUGAUAUACAAUUAACACGUACUGCUUUAUUAAAUAUUCUUUGGAGUAUAUCAUUUAAUGAAACAUACAAAAAUGAAAUGAAAAUAAACGACAAUUUUAUGAGUGUUAUCAAGUCUUUAGCUAACAGUAAUGAUAAUAUUGUAACGGAACACUACCUUCCCAAACAUUUAUCGAAUAAUAAAAAGGCACUUGAUGGUAUUUUGUUCAAUCUAAUUGGCCCGUUAGAACCCGCGGUACUAGAAAAACCUAAUAAAAAGCGUCCAUUGGUAAUGAUUAGUUAUUCACAUGCUGAUAAAAAAUUUUGUUAUCAAUUAGUCGAUGCUUUAAAAAUAAAAUGUACUAACGUUGAUUGGUGGACUGAUUUUAUCCGUCAACGUUCCGAUGAAGAAAUAUCUUAUGCUGCUGAUGUCUGGGAAGAGAUUGCACAUGCCAUCGAAAUAUCAACUACUAUCGUAUUAGUCAUCACUGAAGAUUAUUACAAGAGUAAAUCGUGUCGACAAGAAGUGGCUUAUGCUAAUGAUGCAUUAAAAAAACCUAUUAUUCCAAUAUAUGCAAAUACAGUGAAAGAUUAUAGAGCUACUGGAUGGUUAGGUAUUCGAAUUGCUCCAUUAAAAUAUAUUCACUUUGGUAAAAAGACAUUUGAUGUAGCAAUAGAAGAGGUGACUAAUACAGUUUUAGAAUACAUUGGAAUGAAACGUCAACAAUCGUCGUUACACGAAGUUCAAGCACCCGAAGUUAUUCCAGCAAUCGUUGAACAGACAACGACUGACGAAAAUCACAAUUCUUCGGUCUUAUGUGAUAAACCAUUGAAAGACUGGACUGCUGAUGAUGUGAACUAUUGGUUCAAACAAAAUAAUAUUCAUCCUGAUUUGAAAAAUUUAUAUCAAUUUAGAACUGGUACGGCUCUCAUACUCUAUUUUGAUCAUUUGAAAUCCAAUCAAUCACGUGAAUAUCAAAUAACAUACGAUCUCUACGAAGAUACAUAUAAAAAACCACUAAACACCGCUUAUUUCAUUAACUUUGUUGAUGCUCUCACUCGUCUAAAAGAAAAGCAACAAUAUAAAACAAGCACAAAAAGUUGCUUAAUCAAUUAA
This is a messenger RNA of Didymodactylos carnosus, 2316 nucleotides long. The record is from the annotation of a GenBank genome assembly. NCBI's taxonomy places the organism in Eukaryota, Metazoa, Rotifera, Eurotatoria, Philodinida, Philodinidae.